AUGUCUGCGGUCGCGACAGAGAUCAGUGCGGCACUGUCAGCAUUUUUCAUGCUGCAGGCGGGAGCGGGCUUGCCCCCGUCCCUAGAGCCCCCGUCCCUAGUGCCCUCGUCCCUAGUGCCCCCGUCCCUAGUGCCCCCGUCCCUAGAGCCCCCGUCCCUAGAGCCCCCGUCCCUAGAGCCCCCGUCCCUAGAGCCCCCGUCCCUAGUGCCCCCGUCCCUAGUGCCCCCGUCCCUAGUGCCCCCGUCCCUAGUGCCCCCGUCCCUAGAGCCCCCGUCCCUAGUGCCCCGUCCCUAUGCCCUCGUCCCUAGUGCCCCCGUCCCUAGUGCCCCCGUCCCUAGUGCCCCCGUCCCUAGUGCCCCCGUCCCUAGUGCCCCGUCCCUAGUGCCCCCGUCCCUAGUGCCCCCGUCCCUAGAUCCCCCGUCCCUAGUGUCCUCGUCCCUAGUGCCCCCGUCCCUAGUGCCCCCGUCCCUAGUGCCCCCGUCCCUAGAGCCCCCGUCCCUAGAGCCCCCGUCCCUCGAGCCCCCGUCCCUAGUGCCCCCGUCCCUAGUGCCCCCGUCCCUAGUGCCCCCGUCCCUAGUGCCCCCGUCCCUAGUGCCUGCGUUAUUGUUUGCCACAUGGCCUUAA
Molecule: messenger RNA, 624 nt
Organism: Oncorhynchus mykiss (rainbow trout)
Lineage: Eukaryota; Metazoa; Chordata; Actinopteri; Salmoniformes; Salmonidae
Source: RefSeq, a predicted model, not a curated record